Messenger RNA from Hyaloperonospora brassicae, 552 nucleotides. NCBI's taxonomy places the organism in Eukaryota, Oomycota, Peronosporomycetes, Peronosporales, Peronosporaceae. The record is from the annotation of a GenBank genome assembly.
AUGGACGCCUUCUUCCAAAAGCUCGCCAGCAGUCUGCGCUUCUCGUCGCCCCCGACCAAGCAGCCCAAGCCCGUGCUGCUGGCGUCGGGCAGUCCGCCCCUGCGGCCGAGCGCGCCGCCGCCGCACGCGUCGCCGCGCGACACGCCGCGCCGACGCAUCGCGCACUGGGACAAGAAGCGCGAAAAGUGCGCCAACUGCAGCCACAUUUACCUCAAGACGCUGAGCCAGCACCCGGGCUUCUGCUCGGUGGACUGCAAGUCCAACAUGGUGUACCUCAAGAAGGUCAACCGCACGAUCCUCGCGAUGAAGGACGCACUGCACGAGCAGCGGCUGCAGCAGCAGGACGGGCCCGAAGACCACACGCAGCUGCAAGCGCAGCAGCAGCAGCAACAACAACAACCAAAGCCUCGAGACGACUCAGAGGGACUGCCGCACGAGCUGUCGCUCGACGACGGGCUCGACGCCCCGUGCAAAACCUUUGCCGAGUUUGGACUCGACGCCCGUAUCCUCGACGCGAGUCACGUCGAGUGGGCGUUCAGCGCCAUGUACUAA